UUUAAACACUACACACUUCCUCUUGUCUUUACAUAUAAAAGAAAAUCAAAACUUCCUCUUCUCUCUGCACAUUCUUCAACAAACACACAAAACCUGAGAAAUUUAUAUGAUCAUGGGUCGAUCACCUUGCUGUGAAAAAGCUCACACCAACAAAGGAGCCUGGACUAAAGAAGAAGACCAACGCCUUAUUGAUUACAUCCGUCACCACGGCGAAGGUUGCUGGCGUUCCCUCCCUAAAUCCGCCGGGUUGCUUAGAUGCGGCAAAAGUUGCAGACUGAGAUGGAUAAAUUAUUUAAGGCCUGAUCUUAAAAGAGGCAACUUUACUGAAGAAGAAGAUGAACUUAUAAUUAAGCUUCAUAGCUUAUUAGGCAAUAAAUGGUCUUUAAUAGCGGGAAGAUUACCAGGAAGAACAGAUAAUGAAAUCAAAAAUUAUUGGAAUACCCAUAUCAAAAGAAAGCUACUUAGCCGUGGAUUUGACCCACAAACUCACCUCUCAAUCAACGAAAAAACCGCUGUUAAAUCAGAACCCAAAAUCACUCACUUAAACUUUGAAUCGGCUGCAACUCAAUCCAAACCAGAAACCAACCUAGAAACCAACCUCUUCAACAACACCAACCUAAGUUUUAUUAACACUUUCAGUUCCAGUUUCAUAAAAACAGAGUCUCUAGAAGAUAAUAACUGUACAAGCAGUGGCAUGACAACCGACGAAGAACAACAACAACAACGUCAUGAAUUUCUUCAAACUCACCAGAAUCAAGAAAUAAAUUUGGAUUUAACAAUUGGGUUAUCUCCAACUUCAAGAAAUGAAUCGACUUUUGGAUCAUCAACAUCUUCAAACUCAGCAGAAUCGAAAUUAGAGCAAGAAACUCAGUACCAGUUGUUUGGAAAAUUGGUAAAUGGAUCAAUAUGUACUUGUUGCCAAUUGGGUUCUUCUCAAUUGUGUAGGAAUUGCAGUAAUUCAAAUGGGUUUUGUAGAUAUUAUAAUUAUAAUAGCAAUUAAUUUUUGUAUUUUUUUUUUGGGUAGAUUGGGAAUUGAAUUCUCAGACAUUGCCAAUUUACUUCACCUGACAAUUUAUAGUCAGAAGUAAUAUAGAGAUUGGAUUUUGUUUGAUGGUAGUAA
Molecule: messenger RNA, 1120 nt
Organism: Mercurialis annua (annual mercury)
Lineage: Eukaryota; Viridiplantae; Streptophyta; Magnoliopsida; Malpighiales; Euphorbiaceae
Product: transcription factor MYB8-like
Exons: 3
Coding region: 107-1000 (297 amino acids)
Source: RefSeq, a predicted model, not a curated record